Messenger RNA from Owenia fusiformis, 661 nucleotides. Lineage: Eukaryota; Metazoa; Annelida; Polychaeta; Sabellida; Oweniidae. The record is from the annotation of a GenBank genome assembly.
CUGCAUUUGAGCCAUGGAAUGUCUCAAUUGGUUGCGAAUCCGAUGAAAUCAGUCCAGAAAAAUUCCUCCAUACUGGCAUUGACCUUUUACUGGAUCUACUCAAAAACCCUGCUUGUACCAUUGACGUUACGGCACCAGUAACAGCUCGGCGUUGUAUGAAGCUGCAGUAUAGUUGCGACCCUCAGUGCAAGGGUUCAAAAAUAUCAGAGAAAUGUGCUACCGCAGGUCAAAAUCCCAUAAUUCAUCUUUAUUUCCCCGGCAUUGCAUUUUACAACAUUUAUUGCCUGCAUUGUUUCUUUAACCGAAAUCCAGUUAUCGAGGAGUAUGUUAAGUGCAUGAGUACUCCUAUAAGGACUCAUAAGCCUAUGACUUACAAAUUCUUUAGUUUUACAUUAUUGGUAGAAAUGGAACCAUCUGAUACAUAUGGACUAAAGAUUGAGGCAGAUGGGCUUUUUGGACUUGACAAUCUCGAAUUUCAAUGUGAUGGAAACCAACAUCAAUGUGUUGUGAGUGACUGCCCGGCCCAUCACACAAAACUAGGCUCUAGGUGUUCAAUCGUAGACGAUGUCAUAGUUCAAGUAAUCCUUGAUUGUAUACUGAACUACAAAAAUUCUAAUGCAGACAAAAUUUUCAAAGAUAACAACUAUAUAUUUGGUACUAU